Uranotaenia lowii is the source of this 2377-nucleotide messenger RNA. RefSeq lists its product as uncharacterized. Lineage: Eukaryota; Metazoa; Arthropoda; Insecta; Diptera; Culicidae. Gene Ontology annotation, cellular component: synaptonemal complex; cohesin complex. The transcript has 8 exons. Bases 134 to 1855 code for a protein of 573 amino acids. Gene Ontology annotation, molecular function: chromatin binding; protein binding. Gene Ontology annotation, biological process: replication-born double-strand break repair via sister chromatid exchange; synaptonemal complex assembly; mitotic sister chromatid cohesion. The record is from RefSeq and is a predicted model, not a curated record.
CAACCGUUGAUUGAAGCAAAUGACAUUUCUAAUGUUCACAAAAAAAAGUUGUUAGUCAAAUUUUGAAGGAUCGAGGUUUCGUUGAAUCUUUGAAAUUGUUCCUGUUAUUUUUUGGGACAAAAACCAGUUGAACAUGUACUUCGACAGCAAUUUGUUGUCGUUACGGAAGAAGGGACGCCUUUCGGCCGUUUGGCUUGCAGCCACCAACAAAACCCUCUUUCGCCGGCACAUCAAACGUGGAGAAUGUGACAGCAUCAAUAUUCACGAUCUUUGCACAUCGAUUUUGGAUUGUGCCGAUACGCAUCAACCUUUAAUCAUGGUGGCGAAACUUGCUUAUGGAGCCGUUUUUAUCUAUCAGCAGCAGGUGCAGUUUUUAUAUGACAAAGUCAGUCAUACGGCAUGUAAACAAUCAGCAGCAUUUCAACAUCUCAAGAAUUCUCAGGGUGAAGUUUCGCAAGCAUUUAGUAAUAAAUGUUCUAAUAAGAUAACCAAAGAGUUCCGUUACGAAGAUGUGCUGACUGGCCCAUCUAUUUCAACGGAAGCAGUUAUUACAGAGUUGCUAGCCAAUGCGCAACAUACCAGUGUGCUGCGCGUCGACGAUAUCACUCUCCACGAGUUGGAGUCUGUUUCACUGAAUGUAACCAUCGAAGCUACACUUCAGCGAGAUCAACUGCAAGGAUUUGGUGAAAUGCAACUAAAGGAUUAUUACGACUUUUUACGAAACGUACCAAUAAACUCGUCUUCUGUUGGUUAUACUAAAGAAGAUUUUGGUAUCGUAAAGGACAUAAUUGACAUCACAAACGAGCCGAUUCCGGUUUUGAGAAACGCAAGCGUAUCAGAAACAGAACCACCAGCUAUACCAAUCGCAGAAAUUCCUAUAGCUUGUUUGAGUGUUGCUUGUAUUGAUACUGAUCCAAUGAAAGGUAUCGAAAGCCCUUCUAUCGCUACACUACCAGCUAUAGAUGAACGGAUUGCCGAAGAAAAGAACUUGGCUAUAGAAUCAAUUAUAAGUGAUAAUAGACUUAUCACAGAACCACAUCAGUCUCCCACGGAUGCUACGCAAGUUGCAGCGGAAACAUUAAAUCUGAAGCGUAAACUUCCAUCAAAAAUGAUUUUUGAUAAGAAAACCAAGUUGGAUUCGGAAAUUAUUCAACGGGCAAUACAAAAUUUUACAGGGACCAUGAGAUGUUUGAACCCUCGCUGUGAUUCUGUGCCAACUCGAAAGUUUCGAUACGCCUUAGACGAUAGUAUUUCUAUUCUACAACAUCCAGUCAGGCACACACGUUCUUCUGUACUACCACAAUUGUUUCUACGUAAUAUGCGUAAACGAACGACUGAAGUUGACGAUGUGCUGUGCAGUAUUUGGGGCCAUGAAUUGUUAAAAGCGAAGAAAGCAAAAAAAUCAAUUGAUAAGAGUAAUAGAGGAUCCAUGAUUGUUCCCCCGGUUGAGAACGACCUACAGUCAACUAAAAUUGUACCAAUCGAAUUAAAUACCAUUGGCACAUCACCAGAGGAAAACAUGAACACAAGACACAGACGAUAUUAUGAUAGAGAAGCAUCGAAAAAAGCUAGACAAGAUCAAGAUCCCGUUGAAGAACAGAAAAUCGAUGGGUUCAAUGAAAAUUCUCUGUGCAAUUUGUUGGAAAAGCUGUGGUCUAAUCAAAAAGAUAGAGAUGUUUCGAUGAAAUCGCUGGAAGAUUUCUUUUCAAGCCGAUUGGACGGCGCAAGUUGUUUUUCGACACUCUUAGUCUUGGCGGCCCAACAAAAAUUGAAGCUGUACAAAAAUGAUCGGAGCGAAAUUGUAAAAAUUGAGAAAGGACCGUUCUUCAAACAAGUUGCAGUUUUACGAAAAUAGCUACUGUGGACGUCUCCUGUCAUCAUCUGUACUUAUUGAAUGAUCGUUACUAAAUUCUAGAUUAAGUUUCAUCAUACCAUAUUUAUAUUGAUAUAAUUUACAACCUAUAUUUGGACACUGCUCUUAUUAUACGAAAUGAAUUGUGAAAAAACAAUAAAACUACACACGAAUUUCAACAAACAAAACGUUUUCUCAUUUUCAACAAACUUAUCAACGGAAUUUAGCAUGAAACCUAUUGGUUAUGUUUAAAUAAGAAAAUUAAUGGUCAUAGGCUUAUUGGUAAGAUGAAAUUGGUAAUGACAAAUAAUUCCCAACUAUUCAGAACUGAUCGUCGAACCACAGUUCUUCUGCUCUACAAGCCAAUGGAUUGAGCUAAUCCCGAGUAAACGUGCAGGGUUACAAAGCCGAUGCAAGCGGUGAUCAGUGCCUUCAAAGAUAGUCCGAACCACGGUCCAGCAGACAUUCCCUGGAGCAUUCCUUCCAACCAGACACCACGGAACGAAAUGGCCACCAGCAGAGCAA